This is a messenger RNA of Eucalyptus grandis, 3362 nucleotides long. Its product is annotated as probable cellulose synthase A catalytic subunit 8 [UDP-forming]. Gene Ontology annotation, cellular component: trans-Golgi network; plasma membrane. NCBI's taxonomy places the organism in Eukaryota, Viridiplantae, Streptophyta, Magnoliopsida, Myrtales, Myrtaceae. Bases 532 to 3141 code for a protein of 869 amino acids. Gene Ontology annotation, molecular function: cellulose synthase (UDP-forming) activity. The transcript is spliced from 11 exons. The record is from RefSeq and is a predicted model, not a curated record. Gene Ontology annotation, biological process: plant-type primary cell wall biogenesis; cellulose biosynthetic process.
AAGCAUAAUUAUAUUUCUUAAGCAACGCAUGUCACAGCCCCUACCCAAAGAGUCACCAUAAAAGCUAUUCCUUUUUCUUUUUUCUUUUCUUUUCUUGGUGUGUUUUUCCAGAACGUAGAAAGCAUUCCCUUCGCUUUGGUGCAACAAGUGGAAGCUUCGGAUUGGCAAUAUGGGGGAACUCUGGAAUGAUGUGAACUGGGGUUCAAGAAACCAAAGAAACUUUUAAGCUUUCUUAUAUAACAGUGACAGAUGUGCAUGACUUAUGUCUGGCCAUUGAAAAAUCUGAGAGCAACUCGAAAAAUUCAGGUGGAUUACUAUCAUUGGGGCAGGGAAACAAGCAAAACAGGUGACUCUACAUGUUCUUGUGCUCAUCUCAACACUUGAUGAACGCUAGGUGCUAUUUAGAUGUGAAUUCCGAUGUUGAAGAAAGUUGAGGCUUGAUCAUCUUUUUCCCGCAAGUAGUAAGGUGGUGGCGAAUUUGGUGCGCCCCAAUUUGAUCUUAUUUGGAGAGAGUGCACUGAUUAUUGGAAGAUGAAGCAACUGGCAAGCAAGGUACCGGAGAGUGCGGUUCAUGAACCUUCCACAUGUAGAGAUGAUACUGAAUCCGAUGCCGGCACCGAGUCCGAAAUAGAUGGCUCUCUGUUCAACGAUGAGGCGAGGCAGCCCCUAUCUAGGAAGAUUCCAAUCCCUUCUUCUAGGAUUAACCCUUAUCGCAUAGUUAUUGUAAUGCGCCUUCUCGUGGUUGGAUUCUUCUUCUACUACCGUCUGAAGAAUCCAGUUCACGAUGCGUACAUGUUGUGGUUGGUAUCUGUAGUUUGCGAAAUAUGGUUCGCUGUGGCUUGGAUGUUGGAGCAGUUCCCUAAAUGGCAUCCGGUGAACCGUGAGACCUACGGCGAGAGGCUUGCCCUGAGAUAUAACAGGACAGGAGAGCCGUCUCAACUUCCUGCAGUUGAUAUUGUAGUCACCACCAACGAUCCUUUAAAUGAGCCUCCCCUUGCUACGGCCAAUACUGUACUAUCCGUUCUUGCAGUGGAUUACCCGGUCGAAAAAGUUUCUUGCUACGUUUCGGAUGACGGAGCUGCGAUUCUCACAUUCGAGACUCUACAAGAAACGUCCGAAUUUGCGAGAAAGUGGGUUCCUUUUUGCAAGAAGUACAGCAUCGAGCCAAGGGCCCCGGAGCAGUAUUUCUCGUGCAAUGUGGAUUACUUAAAGAACAAGAUUCAUCCGUCCUUUGUCAAAGAGCGCCGAGCCAUGAAAAGAGAAUACGAGGAGUUCAAAGUGCGGAUUAAUGGGCUCGUGGCAAAGGCAAGGAAAAUUCCAGAUGAAGGAUGGGUCAUGAAAGAUGGCACGCCAUGGCCUGGAAAUAACGUGCGUGAUCAUCCGGGAAUGAUCCAGAUCUUUUUGGGCCAUAAAGGAGGACAUGAUGCCGAUGGUAACGAGCUUCCCCAGCUGAUCUACGUGUCUCGCGAAAAGCAUCCUGGAUUUCGACACCACAGUAAAGCUGGUGCGAUGAACACACUUGUUCGUGUAUCAGGAAUACUUACCAACGGACCUUUCUUGUUAAACCUGAAUUAUGACCAUUAUGUUAACAACAGCAAGGCACUGCAGGAAGCAAUGUGCUUCCUAAUGGAUCCAAAUUAUGCAGAAUCGGCUUGUUAUGUUCAAUUUCCUAUGAGAUUCAAUGGGGUCGAUAAGAAUGAUCACUAUGCUAACCGCAACACCAUUUUCUUCGAUAUAAAUUUGAGAGGCUUAGACGGCAUUCAGGGCCCCUUAUAUGUCGGUAGUGGGUGCGUUUUCAACAGGCGAGCUCUUUAUGGUUAUGAGGCUCCACGCAAGAUCAAACAGAGAAAGAAAGGAAUUGUCUCGACGUGUUUUGGAGGGUCACGUAGAGGGAGUUCUACAGCAAAAAAGAGAACUGACAAGAAAAUGAAAAUUUCAAGCAAGAGUGCGGACCCUAACGCUCCAGCGGUCAAUCUAGAAGAUCCUCAAGAAAGGAUAGAAGGUGAUGGAUACGAGGAUGAGAAGUCGCAGCUCAUGUCGCACUUGAGCCUGGAGAAAUGGUAUGGUCAAUCAUACGGCUUCAUCGAGUCGGUACUACUUGAAACAGGGGACAUUUCUCAGUUCGCAUCUCCAGAAGCUCUCCUCAAAGAAGCCAUUCAGGUUAUUAGCUGCGGAUACGAAGACGGCACCAAAUGGGGAAGCGAAAUAGGAUGGAUCUACGGUUCUGCAUCAGAGGAGUUCGUGACGGGACUAAAGAUGCAUGGCCGUGGUUGGAGAUCGAUCUAUUGCAUGCCGAAACGUGCUGCUUUUAUAGGCUCUGCUCCCACUAACCUGUCGGAUCGUCUAAAUCAAGUUCUCCGUUGGGCCCAAGGUUCGGUUCAAGUGCUCCUUAGCCAGCAUUGCCCCAUUUGGUAUGGCCUCGGUGGGAGGCUGAAAUUGCUUCAACGGCUAGCAUAUAUCAAUGCCACGGUUUAUCCAUUCACGGCCAUCCCGCUGCUUGCAUAUUGCACAUUGCCGGCUGUCUGUCUAUUCACCGGAAAGUUCAUAAUCCCACAGAUCACCAUCAUAGGCAUUAUCUCUUUUAUCUCACUUACUUUAUCGAUCAUCGCCACCAACAUACUAGAAAUGAGAUGGAGCGGGGUCAGGAUUGAUGAGUGGUGGAGUACCGAACAGUUCUGGGUAAUAGGAGGUGUCUCGGCGCACCUGUUCGCUAUCUUCCAGGGCCUGCUCAAAGUCCUCACCAGAAUCGAUAUCAGUUCACAUACUUCUUCCGAAGAAUCCAGUGAAAAGACCGACUUUCCUGAGGUGUACAUGUUCAAAUGGACGAGCCUGCUCAUCCCACCAACGACCCUCCUAAUCAUAAACCUGAUUGGACUGGUUGCCGGAUUGUCUAGUGCCAUUAGCAGUGGGCAUCAUGUUUGGAGCAUGCUGUUCUGCAAGCUGUUCUUCGCUUUCUGGGUGAUAAUUCAUCUCUAUCCCUUCUUCAAAGGACUAACUAGCAACCAGAACAGAGUGCCAACCAUCGUCAUCGUGUGGUCGAUUCUGCUGGCCUCUAUCUUUUCCUUGCUCUGGGUGCACAUCAAUCCUUUUACAACCCGGGUGGUCGGCCCAAGUUACGAGCAGUGUGGAAUCAACUGCUAGGUACCAUAGAAAUCUUGCUCAAAUCCGAGCGUGUUCAGAACUUCUCACCACACAUGUUCAGUUUGGCAAAUUGGCUAUAUGAGUGAACUUUCACUGUAUAGAGUUUCGUGAAUCAAUUGAUUUGUUGAUCUUAAACAGAAAUGUAAACCUAGCAUUAUACGGUUGGGUUGCAGACAAGUUCCAAUGUUGAUCUUUGAUAAAUUUCGGUUUUGUUUGAAUAA